This is a messenger RNA of Diospyros lotus (date-plum), 3548 nucleotides long. RefSeq names its product probable LRR receptor-like serine/threonine-protein kinase At2g16250. Lineage: Eukaryota; Viridiplantae; Streptophyta; Magnoliopsida; Ericales; Ebenaceae. Gene Ontology annotation, biological process: protein phosphorylation. The transcript is spliced from 5 exons. The record is from RefSeq and is a predicted model, not a curated record. Gene Ontology annotation, molecular function: protein binding; ATP binding; protein kinase activity. The coding region runs from base 288 to 2996 and encodes 902 amino acids.
UGCUUUGCUGCUGGGGUUAUAGUUAUAGAGAGAGAGGAGUAUAAAGCGCUCUCUCUCUCUCUAUAGAAAUAUAUGCAUUUGACCAAUUUUCUAUUUGUACCUUGGGCUUCUCUCUCUUUCGUCAACUGAAGAAACUGAAAUAGGAAGUACGCAGAGAGUAGGUAGCGAAGAUUGAAGAAGAAGAAGAAGAAGAAGAAGAAUCGAGUCCGAGAGGGGAGGCUUCGCUGAUUCUCUCUCCGAGUGAAGAUGCGAAGAAGAUUAGCGAGGCAGCAUUGCUGUUGGUAGCCAUGGCAGAUCAACGGAGUUUGGUUUUGGUUUUGGGCGUCGUUUUCUUGCUGUUUCACUCCACAUUUCAGCAAUCGGAGGAGCCGCUCAGUUCCGGCGCCGAGAAGCUCGCUUUGAUUCGACUCAGAUCGUCGUUAGGGUUGAGGAGCAAAGAGUGGCCGAUAAAGGCCGAACCUUGCUUAAUCUGGGCCGGCGUGCAAUGCCGGAAUGGUCGAGUCAUUGGGAUCAACAUUUCAGGGUUUAGGCGGACCAGAAUUGGCAGUCGAAACCCCCAAUUCGCGGUUGAUGCCCUCGCCAAUUUCACUCUCUUGGAGUCGUUUAAUGCCUUUAGGUUCUUGCUUCCUGGUUCAAUUCCCGAUUGGUUUGGCCAGCGGCUCCACUCCCUCCAAGUGCUCGAUCUCCGGUCUUGCUCUAUUACUGGUGCUAUUCCCUCUAGUAUUGGAAAUUUAACCAGUCUCACUGCUCUGUAUUUAUCUAAUAACAGACUUACUGGAGUAGUUCCGCCUAGUUUGGGUCAAUUGUCUAGUCUUUUGGUUCUUGAUCUCUCCCGGAACUCGCUUGCUGGAUCCAUUCCUUCAUCUUUUACCUCUCUUGGCAACCUAACUUUACUUGACAUGUCUUCAAACUUCUUGUCCGGGAUAAUUCCUCCAGCCAUUGGAACUCUAUCCAAGCUUCAAUUCUUGAAUCUCUCUAACAAUGGUUUCUCUUCUUCGAUACCCGCCCCACUCGGUGGUCUUUCUGGCUUGGUUGACCUUGAUCUCAGCGUAAAUUCUUUUACUGGUUCCGUUCCCGUGGAUCUGAGAGGGUUAAGGAAUUUGCAAAAGAUGGUUCUUGGGAACAAUUUGCUUGCUGGUUCAUUGCCGGGUAAUUUGUUUCCUUCUCUGACUAAGUUGGAGUUUAUAGUUCUAAAUCACAAUAAUUUCACUGGUAGUCUUCCAGAGGUGUUGUGGUCAAUGCCUGAAAUGCGUUUUCUUGAUGUGUCGAGCAAUAACUUCACUGGUAUUCUGCCCAACAUAAGUUUGAAUGCUGCUGUCACUGCUGCAGUUCUGAACCUUUCUCAGAAUAGAUUUUAUGGAGGUCUCACUUCGGUAAUCAGGAGGUUCAGUUUUGUCAAUGUGUCUGGCAAUUACUUUGAAGGAAGGGUUCCAAAUUUUGCUAGAGUUAAUUUGUCUCUGGAUAUGAAUUGUCUCCAAAACAAGUCAAGUCAGAGGAGUGGUGUAGAAUGUGCAUCAUUUUAUGCUGAGAGGGGUCUGACAUUUGAUAAUUUUGGACUCCCGAGUGCUACUCCUCCAACUAAGCCAGCACAAAAGAGCCACAAACGCUGGAUCAUAUUGGCUGGAGUCUUGGGGGGCCUGGGGCUUAUUGCACUUUUGGCAUUUCUGGUGGCACUGCUAAUUGUAUGCACCCGCAAGAGGUCUUCGACAGAUCAAAGAGGGUUGAGUGUGGGGCCUGUUCCUGCAGGUGAAAGUGCACCACCUCCAGGGAUGGCUUUAAACUUGUCGAGACUUGGGGAGGCAUUCACAUAUCAGCAGAUUGCCCUGGCAACAGAAAACUUCAAUGAUCUUAACCUUAUCAAACAUGGUCAUUCAGGUGAUCUCUUCCGGGGAAAUCUGGAAGGCGGGAUCCCUGUAGUAAUUAAAAAAGUUGAUUUGCGCUUGCUUAAAAAAGAAGCUUACAUGUUAGAGUUGGACUUUUUCAGUAAGGUUUCCCAUGCCCGAUUAGUUCCCCUCUUGGGACACUGCAUGGAGAAUGAGAAUGAGAAGUUUCUGGUUUACAAAUAUAUGUCAAAUGGGGAUUUGUCUAGUUCUUUGUAUAGAAAAGGAAAUUCUGGAGAUGACAGUUUGCAGUCACUGGAUUGGAUAACGAGAUUGAAAAUUGCUAUUGGGGCUGCGGAGGGUUUGUCGUAUCUACAUCAUGAAUGUACUCCGCCCUUUGUGCACAGAGAUGUUCAAGCAAGCAGUAUACUUCUUGAUGAUAAAUUUGAAGUACGGCUGGGAAGCCUAAGUGAGGUUUGUGUUCAAGAAGGGGAUACUCAUCAAAGCAUGAUUACCAGGCUCUUGAGGAUGCCAUCAGCAUCUGAACAAGGCACUUCUGGUUCACCUGCGGCUACAUGUACCUAUGAUGUUUAUUGUUUUGGGAAGGUGCUGCUGGAAUUGGUGACAGGUAGGCUUGGGAUCAGUGCAUCAGGUGAGGCCAACAUGAAGGACUGGUUGGAAGCAACCCUUCCGUACAUAAGUAUAUAUGAUAAGGAACUUGUUACAAAUAUUGUCGAUCCAUCUCUAAUCAUUGAUGAGGACUUAUUAGAAGAAGUAUGGGCAAUGGCUAUUGUUGCCAGAUCUUGCCUGAAUCCCAAGCCUUCAAGGCGGCCGCUGAUGAGAUACAUUCUAAAAGCUUUAGAAAAUCCUUUAAAGGUGGUGAGGGAGGAACAUACAAGCUCUGCAAGGCUGAGAGCUACUUCCUCUAGAGGGUCUUGGAACGCCGCUCUGUUUGGUAGCUGGCGUCAUAGCUCAUCAGAUGUAGCAGCCGUCUCGGGGCCGCCCGCCAUCAAAGGUGAAGGGCCAAGUAGCUUCAAACCAUCGCGAACUUCGGCUUCCGAGGGAAGCGGCCAAAAUGGUGGGGCUGAUGGUUCAUCAUCAACCAGAAGGCAGUCUAAGGAAAUAUUCCCCGAACCAUCCGAUGUGCAAGAUGUAGAGAGGCCAACUGGGGACUAGAAGGGAGGCUAAUUGGUCUUUGAUUCUUUGUCAAUAACAGAGCAGGCUCCCAAUUUGUGUGCCUUGCUUUUUGGUACAUCCCUCUCCCCACCCCCCCUUCAAUUUUGGGGCUGCAAACCAUUUUUGUCCCUAAACAAAUGCAAAGGCCCCUGGAAAAAAAAAGAGAGUAAUUAAAUUAGUGUCGGUGUUUGAGGAACAUGUUUUGCUUCUUCUCUAGAUAACCAAGUGGAAUUGUUUGUGCAUUUUGGGAAAGAAUUCAUGACAAAUGAUAGAAAAGAGGAAGAGAAUGGGAAGGAGUGAAGGGGCAAGCAAUGGUGGGUGGCUCUUCUUAGUCUCAAUUUGUUUUGUGCAGCUUGUUCUGUUUGUGGAUGAAACAAGCUUGCAAUUUAAAAAAAAAAAAAAAAAUGUAAUUGGCCCCCUUAUAGUGCCAUGUAAAUUGUAGCAGAUGAGCCUUGCCUUGGUCUUUCUAUUCAUAGAUGAUAAAUGGAUUUUCAUUUGGAGUUUGUGAAAGAGACAAACAGGAAAAUUAUACUCUGCAUGUUGAGUUCUGAA